Molecule: messenger RNA, 1300 nt
Organism: Eremomyces bilateralis CBS 781.70
Lineage: Eukaryota; Fungi; Ascomycota; Dothideomycetes; Eremomycetales; Eremomycetaceae
Product: DUF947-domain-containing protein
Exons: 1
Coding region: 198-1127 (309 amino acids)
Biological process (GO): maturation of SSU-rRNA from tricistronic rRNA transcript (SSU-rRNA, 5.8S rRNA, LSU-rRNA)
Cellular component (GO): nucleolus; 90S preribosome
Source: RefSeq, a predicted model, not a curated record
AGAACACAUGCCCAAGGACUGCAAACGACUCUGCAAACAAAUAGAGCGUGGCAAUGGAAUGAUCUAUACCUACAUGCUACUGGAUAUAAGAAUACGAACCCAGUAAUUGGACAACGUCUGAACUCCAGGAAACUUCCAAACGGACCCUUGGAAACCAUUCCUCUCCUGUGCAUAUUUCGAAGAUAGCGCUUCACAAAAUGGAACAACCUAUUCCAGGACGAUCGACUGGUCUCACGAGAACUUCAAAUCCCCAUUCUCACAUCCAGAGUAGCCUUGGAAAACUAUCUUUUGGAGCGCUGGCAAAGGCCCAAGAUGCCCUCGAUCCAGCUUCUACGACCAGCGGGAAACGAAAGCGUCCUGACCCUCGAGAGUCGCGAAGAUCUACACAGGUCCAAAGGGGUGCAAAGGACGGUCGCAAUGAGAAGAGGCCAAAGUCGUCCAACACCUCCGUUCACAUCGAUUCAUUACGACGAAAGCAUACCCAACCAGAGGGACCCGAAGACGAGUCAUCUGAUGAUACAGAUACCUCUAACUCUUCCGAUGAGGAUGAUACCAAUCCACGAGCCAGAUCAUCUAAACACGCUCCAGCGAGUCUACCCAGCAACCGACCAGUAACUCGUCGUCGGACCAUUUUGAACUCCGAAGCCCGUCGCUCUCGAGAUCCGCGUUUUGACCAUGUCGCAAACAAAUCCAACAAUCCUCACGCAACCAACCAGUACGGGUUCCUUCAGCAAUAUCGCACUUCGGAAAUGGAUACCCUACGGGAGCAAAUCCAAGAAUCGAAAGGCAAAGGGUCGAAAGGAAAGCCGCCCGCGAUCACUGAAGCGGAGGGGGAGGUCCUGAAGCAAGAACUGCGGCGGAUGGAGGAUCGGGAGCGAACUCGAACCGAAAAGGAACGGCUUGCGGAACUAUCGCGAAAGCAUCGGCAGAACGAGAAGGAGCUGGCGAAGUCGGGCAAGAAAGCAUACCACCUCAAGAAUUCCGACUUGAAGCGUCUGGCUCUGACGGAGAAGUUCACUGAGAUGAAAGGCAAGGAUCGAGUGAGGGCCGUGGAGCGACGGCGCAAGAAGCAAGGGGCUAAAGAAAAGAAAGCCAUGCCAGACGAACGUAGGGCGCCAGGGUCAUAAGCUUUUGCUGGCGUUGUCUAGCCUUGAGAGCGAAUACUAUCAAGUAUCUGUAUUGCCUGAUUUCAGAACAUGCAGCCCCAUUAUCCAAGCAUUUUUGAUAAGCGAGGGAGAUCUUGAGCCCCAACUCGGACCUAAGAGCAGUUGGUUCGGAAGAGUUUCCUCUUCCGUCGAGC